CUCCAUAGUGUAGCCACCCCAGAGCCUGGGACCAGUGCCUCUGACCUCCUGAGCCCUCCAGUCCUUUACACAUUGGCACUCUGGCUUCUAGUUUAACCCCAUCAGGGACAACAUGGCAGGGAAGCCAGAAUCGCAGGCUUAGCAAAGGAAUUUCUUAGCGUCACUUUAUUCUUAAGAAAACUGUAAAGUUACAGAUCUUUGCAAAGUAACAGAUGUCUUGAGAUGCACACUCUUCUAGUCACGCUGUAAGUGAGGUCUUAUCUGUGUUUUAGGCUAGUCAAAGUCCCUCUUGCCUUCUCUCUAGCUGGUUGUUCUUGUAUGUAGCGAUGAAUGGUCCCCUUCUCAAAGAAGCAAACUCCCCUUUGUUUUUGUCAUGUAUCCAGGCUGAAAAGUUGCAGAUCUACUAACUAUGCUGAUGGUUCUGGGUAGAAAAUCCAUGAGAGUAAUCAACAGAUGAGAACAGUUAAAGAAUACGGAAGCUUGCUGUUUUUAGACUUGUUGUGCUGUGCAAGCUCCAAGGGACCAUAGAAAAAUGGACAUGUUCCAGAUACUGCGUAAAACAUCAGAGCAUUUAGAAUGUGAUCACUGCAGUUUCAGAGGGACAGAUUAUGAAAACAUACAAAUUCAUAUGGGUACCAUCCACCCAGAGUAUUGUGAUGAAAUGGAUGCUGCUGGUUUAGGUAAACUUAUAUUUUAUCAGAAAAGUGCAAAACUGUUCCAUUGUCACAAAUGUUUCUUUACCAGCAAGAUGUAUUGCAACGUUUAUUAUCACAUCACAUCACAACAUGCAGUACCUGAAAAGUGGAAUGAAGACCAGAAAAAUCAUUUAGAAGCUGAGACUGAAUCCCUGAAAACAACACUCAUUCAGGAGUCACACAAACCUGCCCUUUCCCCUGAACCCCCAAAACCUGCCCUUUCCCCUGAACCCCCAAAACCUGACUCAGUUAUUUCCCCCAAGCUUCAGAAACCAGCGGUGUCCCCUGAACCUGAGAAGCCUGCCCCAGCAGUAUCCCCUGAACCUGAGAAGCCUGCCCCAGCAGUGUCCCCUGAGCCCCAGAAGCCUGCCCCAGCAGUGUCCCCUGAGCCGCUCAGGCAUUCCCCAACCAUGUCUCCUGAGCCCCAGAACCCUGCCCCAGCAGUGUCCCCUGAACCCCAGAAGCCUGCCCCAGCAGUGUCCCCUGAGCCUCGAAGGCGUUCACCAGUGGUGUCCCCGGAGCCCCAGAAGCCUGCUCCAGCAGUGUCCCCUGAGCCUCGCAGGCGUUCCCCGGCGGUGUCCCCUGAACCCCGCAGACGUUCCCCGGCAGUGUCUCCAGAGCCCCGCAGGCAUAUAACUCAGACGCGGCGGCCUGCUCCUGCUUUGUCUCCUGAGCCCCGCAGGCCUGCUUCUGCAAUUUCCCCAGAAUCGUGGAGGCCUGCUCCCUCUGCUUCUCCUGAGCCCUGGAGGCCUGCCGCUGCUAUUUCUCAUGAGCUACAGAAAUCUCCCACCUCUGUCUCUCCUUGGCCCCCAAAACCUGCCCCGGUGGUCUCCCCCGAGCCGCGGAGGCCUGCCCCGGUGGUCUCCCCCGAGCCGCGGAGACCUGCCCCAGUGGUCUCCCCCGAGCCGCGGAGGCCUGCUCCUGACCCUUGGAAAUCUGCAUCCUUCUCUGAACCCCAGAAAUCUAAUCUUGUUUCGUCUGAGCCAUGGAAACCCAUCUCCUCUGUAUACCCUGAAGGCUGGAAACCUGUUCUUUCUCCUGAUACUUGGAUGUCUGCUCCCCCUGUUUCACCUGAACUCCGAAAACCUAGUCACACUGUUUCCUCUGAAGUUUGGAAAUCUCCUUUGUUUUCUGAUCUUCGUAAACCUGCUCCCUCAAUGUCUCCUGAGUCUUGGAAACUUACUUCAGAGUCCCGGAAGUCAACCUUCUUCUCUGAGACUCAGAAGUCUGCCCCGACCAUUUCCCCUGAGGGACAGAAACGGGCCCUCUUCCCUGAGUCCCGGAAAAGAGCCCUCUUCUCUGAGCCACGAAAAUCUGCACCUGCUGCUUUGUCUGAGGUCCAGAAACGUGCUUUCUUCUCUGAGCCUCAGGUGUCUGCUUCUACUGUUUCCCCUGAAGUCCAGAAACAUAUCGUCUUUACUGAGUCCCAGAAACCUGUUCCUUUCUCUCCUGAAGUCCAGAAACAGGCCUUCUUCCCAGAGCCCCAGAAACUUGCAGCUGUUUCUCCUGAAAUCCAGGAACAUACUUGCUUCCCAGAGUCUCAGAAAGCUUCUCCUGCUGCCUCCCCUGAGAUCCAGAAACCUGUCCUCUUCACUGAGUCCCAGAAACCUGCUCCUGCUGUUUCUCCUGAGGCGCAGAAACAUACCCUCUUCACUGAGUCACAGAAACCUGCUCCUGUUGUUUCUCCUGAGUCACAAAAACAAGCCUUUACUGAGCCACAGAAAUGUGGUGUUUCCCCUGAUGUCCAGAAGCAUGCUCUGUUUUCUGAGACCCAGAAACCUGCUCCUGCUGUUCCCUCUGAUUUGCAGAAACAUGCUCUUCCUACUGAUCCCCACAAAUCUGCUCCUUCUGUUUCCUCUGAGGUCCAGAAAAAUGUUCUUUUUCCUGAGUGUCUCAAACCUGCUUCAGUUGUUUCUGCUGAGCCCCAGACACCUAUUGAGUCCGAUGAGAGUGAUAUCCUAGCUCAGAGUUUAGAAGACCAAAAAACACUGGAUGAUCUAUUGUCUCAGGAAGAGCAGUCAAUCUUAGUGAAGGAGCCUUUAGAAGAUAUGUUGUAUUCAUGCCCUCCAAAGAAGCCUAAGAAGGAAAACCAGGAGACCUCCGAUAGUGAAGUAAAUAACAGUGAAUGUGGAAAAACGGAGAUGGAUUCUGUCGAGGUAAAGGAACAAGAAUCAAAUAGUGAUCAAGAACAGUUUGAUAUGGAAUCAUCCGAUUACAACAAAGAGAGCAAAAUAGAUGCAACUACUCCCAUUCAGCCACAGUGUGUACUGCAGUUUACAGAAGAGAAAGAGGCUUUCAUCUCAGAAGAAGAGAUUGCAAAAUACAUGAAGCGCGGAAAGGGAAAGUAUUAUUGCAAAAUUUGUUGCUGUCGUGCAAUGAAAAAAGGUGCUGUUUUGCAUCAUUUAGUUAACAAGCAUAAUGUUCAAAGCCCCUACAAAUGUAAAAUAUGUGGAAAGGCUUUUCUUUUGGAGUCCCUUCUUAAAAACCACGUUGCUGCUCAUGGUCAAAGUUUGCUUAAAUGUCCACGCUGUAAUUUUGAAUCAAAUUUUCCCAGAGGCUUUAAGAAACAUUUAACCCAUUGCCAAAGCCGUCAUAGUGAAGAUACAAAUAAAAAGCAAUUGGACAGCCUUGAACCACUUGAACAAAUGUGAUUUUUUUUCUUAUACUCAAUGAGUUAAGUUUACUAAAAUAUGUAAGUAUUGCUGUACGUUAGCUAAGUAGUUUAGCUGUUCUGACAAGUCAAAAAUGCAUGGUUUAUUGUACUGUUUAACUUGUCUUAUAGCUGUAUUAUUGAAAGGAUUUAUUAUGCAAAAGUUGUUCUAAAUACACGUUCAUGUCCCUGUUUAUUCAUCAAUAAAUUCAUACUUUAUUCGUCAGAGAUGCUAUAUUUCUGAAACCAAAACAGGGAUGAAAACUAGUUUUGUAAAGAUUGUUGUAAAACAUGCAGUUAAUAAGGUAGAGGUGUGUGUGGCAAAGAACCCAAAUCAUAUUACUGUGAAGACUGAACUCAGUUUUUCACAUCUCUCAAAUGUCUCAUUUUUUAAAAUGUGAAGCAAAGCCUCAAAAUUAGUAGCCCAUGAAACUGAAAGUGAUUGAUCAGGUGUGAAAGAAUCAUGUUUGUUUUCUGGAAUAAUUAUUCCAUGAGCUUGUGAUUGAGUAUGUAGCAUUUGUUGGAAAUUCACUGCUCUCACCUCUUUGAAUUAUUUGUCUGACUAUAAAAAUGUCAAGGUACUUAUUUUGUGACGUAUUUUGACUAUAUGUUUUAAGCAUGUGCUAAUAUACAUUAAAUUGAUAGAAUAAUCUCAGAUUUACUAUAUAUAUGUAUAUAUACAGCAAUCAGAAUUUUCUCUUGUUGGCGCCGAUGUUUUGGUUUGGUAUGCCAGAGAAAACUGAAUUUCUUGUAUCUGGUAAAAUGUUAUGCUUCAAUCUUUUAAUAAAAGGCUAACUUGAA
Messenger RNA from Gopherus flavomarginatus (Mexican gopher tortoise), 4146 nucleotides. It is a transcript of the gene CHAMP1, whose product is annotated as chromosome alignment maintaining phosphoprotein 1. Gene Ontology annotation, biological process: attachment of mitotic spindle microtubules to kinetochore. The coding region runs from base 533 to 3346 and encodes 937 amino acids. The record is from RefSeq and is a predicted model, not a curated record. Lineage: Eukaryota; Metazoa; Chordata; Testudines; Testudinidae. The transcript has 2 exons.